Messenger RNA from Microthlaspi erraticum, 537 nucleotides. The record is from the annotation of a GenBank genome assembly. Lineage: Eukaryota; Viridiplantae; Streptophyta; Magnoliopsida; Brassicales; Brassicaceae.
AUGGCGUCUUACCAGAAUCGACCCGGAGCUCAGGCAACUGACGAGUACGGAAACCCGGUCCAGCAGUUGGACGAGUAUGGUAACCCCAUUGGCGGCGGUGUAGGAGGAGCAGGUUACGGAACUGGUGGAGGAGCCAUGGGUGGGACCUACGGGACGGGUGGCGAAGGAUACGGGACUGGAGUUGGAGGCUUGGGAGCUGGCGCAGGAGGUAGGCACCAUGGCCAGGAACAACUCCACAAGGAAAGUGGUGGUGGCUUGGGAGGAAUGCUUCACCGCUCUGGAUCCGGAUCCAGCUCUAGCUCGGAGGAUGAUGGACAAGGUGGGAGGAGGAAGAAGAAGGGAAUAGCCGGUAAGAUUAAGGAAAAGCUGCCAGGUCAUCAUGAUCAGUCUGGUCAAUCUCAAGGAAUGGGCACUACCACCGGUUACGGUACCGGGGCUGGUGGUUAUGAUGCCGGAGGUUACGGUGGGGAGCGCCACGAGAAGAAGGGGAUGAUGGACAAGAUCAAGGAAAAGCUUCCAGGUGGUGGUGGUCGUUAA